Molecule: messenger RNA, 1435 nt
Organism: Aspergillus neoniger CBS 115656
Lineage: Eukaryota; Fungi; Ascomycota; Eurotiomycetes; Eurotiales; Aspergillaceae
Exons: 4
Coding region: 65-1324 (419 amino acids)
Biological process (GO): late endosome to vacuole transport via multivesicular body sorting pathway
Cellular component (GO): multivesicular body
Source: RefSeq, a predicted model, not a curated record
CUUCCUCCUGCAUCCUGACCGUUGCAGCUCUGACCUCCUGGACGUCAGCGUCCCACCCAACCCCAUGGCGAGCAAUAUCCCCGCUAGUUUGAGAUCCGCCGACAUUGGGCGGUACGCGUUGCGGGCGGCUCAGCUCGAACGCGCGAAGCCCGUUGUUGCCUACUGGUGUAACUUCUGGAUUGUUAAUCAGAUCAUCGGACGGGGACUACACACUUCCGACGACGAUGUCAAGCUAUACACAACGGACCUGGUGGACAAGUUGGAGCAGUUCAAGAGUGAAAAUGUCGAUAAUGAUGCGGUAACCGAUGCGGUGGCUGCCAAUGCCUACGUGGAGCAGUUCGGAUUGGAGAUCCUUGGCCGUGCGGAGGCGACAAUGAAAGCCAAUAAAGUGACCAAACAGACGGCCGAUACGUUCCAAGCUGCUGCUACGUUCCUCGAAUUGUGUCAAAUUUGGACCAACCCUCCGGAACCUGAGAUCGCCGCGAAGAUCAAGUUCUGCAAGUACCAUGCGGUGAGGAUCAUAAAGGCUAUCAAGGCGGGAGAGGAUCCUAAUGCGUCCAACCCGGCGCCUACUGAGGAAGAUGAACUCGAAAGUGAACUUAGGGGAAUGGAGGCCAAGCAGGACGAUCCCGAAGUGCAGGCCAUCGUGGGAUCGUCAGCCGCACAACCUGGGCAGCCUUCUGUUGAAGAGGUCCCUGAUGAGUCUAUGCAACCUUCACAAUCACCUCUCAGUCUCCCGCAACCUCCGACCACGUUUGCCGAUGUUCCGGCUGCUCACUCCGGAGCGGACCCGAUGUCUACUUCGAACGAGGAGGGCGAUGCGGAGCCAGGCGCACCGCUGAAUCUCCCCUCUGCUCCAGAGACUUUCACUUCACCUGCUGCUCCCUCAGUACCCAACAAUCCAGAUACACCCGCGGAUAUUGGUGCAAAGCCUCCGCAAGCUCGUGCUGACUCGUUCCACUCCUUCCCUCCACCGUCCUCCAUCCCGCCUUCGAGCCCGUCGGCAGCUUCUCACGACGCAAGCUCGUUCUACACCAAACCGACAAGCAGCGUCGCUCCGCCUCCACCGUUUGUACAAUCAUCCUCUGCAACAGUGCCUGUAGUCUCUAGUCCUACUCCUCAAAGUUUCCCGUCAUCUACACCACCUCCACCUGCACCCGCCGCUUCUAGUUCCAGUGGAGUGAACCCUCAGUCACUUGAUGACCAAGCCAUAGCUCUUGCUCAGAAGCAUGCCCGCUGGGCCGUGUCAGCCCUGACAUUUGACGAUGUUAACACAGCGAUCAAAGAGCUAAAGAACUCACUUCGCUAUCUCGGCGCGGAAUGAAAUGAUGUGGGACGUGUGCCUGGGAUUGACGUAUUUGCAAGCUGAGAAGCAUAGAAAAACAUCCAACCUGACUGAGCUAUGAAUAUCAAGACCAUCUUAUGACAAGAACUC